AUGGCUUCACAAGAGUGCCCGCCAAAUGGCUGGGGAUCAGACGAUGCAGGGGAAGGCCCAUCCCAGCCGCACCCAUAUAACCCACAGAUAUCCGACCGCGGCCAAAUAUAUUGUGCCAGCUGCAAUCCCUUCAUCUUUGAGCCAUGGCUCUGUGCCGACUCCAAUCAUCUGUUCCCUGGCUUCAAUGCCAAUUGGAGGGACCCGCAGCUUGAGACGCUUCAAGCGCAAAACACUGCUUCGCCACUAGCAACGCAAUCGACGAUGUUUAGCGAUGCAACCAACAGCGGGUCCUCCUAUUAUCCCAAUGACUUACCGUAUGUGGCCGGAUAUCACGAGCUCGGUCUCGCCACGGGCCUUUCUACGAGCACAGAUUGGACGGGAAGUCUGCAGAACACCAAUGCUGGAUGUGGCGACGGCACCGGCUUUUCCGUCGAGCAGUAUGAUGUUCCGGAAGUCUCUCGUGCUUUUCUGGACGUCGGUGCUCACGUCGUGCCUGAACGACCUCCUGAUCUCGAGCCAUUACAACCCGAUCUGUCUAGCAGUCAAGUGGAUACGCUUGAGCGCUUUCGUCAAAGAUGGGCUACCCAGGGCCACUUUCCCACCGACGCUGAGAUCCAGUCCAUUGCUACCCUUGAGCAAUUGGGUCCCGACGUUGUGCAAGCAUGGUUUCAAGCAUACUUGCAUGCCUCAGUCACAUCAUCUACGAGCGCUACCACUGGCUCGUCGAAAGGCAAGCAGAAGCUGCCGCCUACUCAAGAUCCCAGCAAGCCAUCCCAGACGGUCGCAGAAGUCCGACAAUGGUCUAGGAAUAAGUUUUGGCAAGUAUGCAAACGGGCGCAGACUCAGAAUUCGCGAACCGAUCUACAGUUUCAGUGCACAUCCGGCUGCUCUUAUUCUACUGACAAAAUCGAUGCAUGGCGGAGGCAUGAGCUAGGCUGGCAGCCACAGGAAUUUUGGCAUUGCGUCUGUUGCAGAAGCAUUGGUGCGACUCCGUUCAUUUGCGCUCGAAAGGAUAAAUUCCUCGACCACCUCAGGGCUGCUCACGAGCACAUCAAUAAGGCGCUUUACACGACUUUGCGAAAUCAUUCCGAAGUGACUGACGCAGCCGGCUUCGAACUUCAAUGUAAAUUCGUUGAUACUCUAGGACGUCCAUGUCCAUCAACGUUUGGCUCUUGGGAGGACCGAGUACACCAUUAUCUUGCUCAUUUCAGAGGUCAGAUAUCGUAUGGCCCAUGGAAUCUGCUGUAUGGCCGCAAUAAGUGGUUCGAUGACGACGAUGCUGAUGGGCAAGGAGGGCCUAACGGGUUCAAACAGAAUGGCUCACUCAACGCACCUGAUUCGUCGCCUACUUCCAGUGAUGAGUCGGGUUUUGGUACGAGGUCUGGUGGCCAAAAUGAACAGCAACAUGGCCAACGUGGACACGCUGCGACACUGGCAGCCGGCAAGCAAACGUGGCCACUUGAGGCUGUGUCCGCAGCUCCGGAACCACUGAAGUGCAGGGAGUGCUCAACACAGCAACGAACUAGACCGACGCUGCUGAUCCAUGUCCCCACUGCUCGAUUGUCGAAGCCGCCUCUCAACGCCAGGUAUCUUGCUCUCGAUCAUACAUGGGCAGCAAAGUCUCCUAAGUCAAGAACCUUGGCCAGCGCGACUUUCAAUGCUACUACGGACCUGCUGUUGACGGAUGAACGCUUGCCGAUUCCCCUUGAGCAACUUAGAGCAUUCGCUCACGGUAUCGGCUACGCCUACUUGUGGAUCGCAGAGCUCUGUGAACCGCAGAGCCGAAGUUGCGUUUUGCGUAGCAUUCAGGAACGCGCGUCGCUCCACAUGGUAUCUGUACGCUGUCCAGAACGUCCGCAGAGUUUGCUACAUUUCGCCUGUGACAGUGCGCAUGUGAAGGAGGUCCAUGCGUGGGCGCACCACCACGGCACCAUCUCACACGUGAGAAACCUUGGCCACGGAUCUUAUGGCAUUGUGGACGAGGUGAAAGUGAAUCCUGGCCAGCAAGUACUUGCUCGGAAAGAGCUAUCAACGUCUCGCCUAAAAAACCGGCAAGGAAAUGCAAAGCUCCAGGAGGUUUUGAUCAUGCAGAGGCUCAAUCACCGACACAUAUCGCACUCGAAGUCGGCGUACUACGAUCAUACAAUGCAGUCCUGGAAUAUCCUGAUGUCACCGGUGGCAGAUGGCACGCUCCGCGAAUACAUGGCCGAGCCCAGCAGAUGGCCGGACCGGCGGAGGUACAUCGCAAAGUGGUACCUUUGUCUUGCAGCAGCCCUCGAGUACAUGCAUAGCGCUUCCUGCCGCCACAAGGAUAUCAAGCCGGCCAACAUACUCGUGAGUGGCCAAGAUGUGCUGCUCACCGAUUUCGGCACCUCACACGACUACAUAGACUCUCCCGUCGAGUCAUGGACUGAAGGCCACGCUCUCAUGACGCCGAGGUAUGCAGCCCCUGAGGUUGUACUUGAGCAACGACGUGGUACCAAGGCCGAUGUUUUCUCACUAGGCUGUGUCUAUGCCGAGAUGUUGACCACCGAGCUCGGGCACACCGUUGAAAGUAUGCACCAAAGUUGUGGCAUGAGUGGCAGAGCCACUUAUGCACAGCAUAUCGAGCAACUACGACAAUGGCUUGACAUACUGAGCAGCAAGACCACCGCUUCUCUGCACCAGAGGAUCAUAACUGUGUGCAGAAGUAUGAUCAGCCCUGAUGCGGGCAAUAGACCGUCGGCGAAAGGUGUUCUCGACAGUAUCUCCGCAAGAUCCACUACCGCUUCACACGACCAAUGUCUGUGUCUCAGCAGUAGAACGCCGGAUACAUCUCUCCCUCGCUCUUGCUUGGAGACUAGGAUGCCUUCUGCAGCACAGCAUGAGUUGCUUGCCAAAUCACAGAGACUCAGGUCCGGCCGCGGCCGCCGUUGUAGAUCCAGAGUCGUACGCACAGUUCCACAAGUCACAAAUCCCGACAAGGUCUAUGCCCACCAGCAGCUCUGGUUUCACCGGCCAGUACCGGCCUACAGACCGCACAAGUCGACCUCAGCAAUAUCAGCCUUUAUGAUGUGCUCGUUCAUUUUGAACGGUGGCUUCCUUAGCAUGUACCUGGAAACGCAAAUUACGCAUUCGAGCAUAGUAAUCUCAAUCGUGUUCUCACAGGGCAUGCUCGCACUAGAUUUCAUCGGAACCUCCGACCCCAAGAUCUACACCAAUCACGACCACAGAAGAUUCAAGAAGCUCUACUGGAAAGUCCUCUGCAUAGUGUGUUACGAGGACACACGGUGA
Recurvomyces mirabilis is the source of this 3273-nucleotide messenger RNA. RefSeq lists its product as uncharacterized. Gene Ontology annotation, biological process: protein phosphorylation; chromosome segregation. Gene Ontology annotation, molecular function: protein serine/threonine kinase activity; ATP binding. NCBI's taxonomy places the organism in Eukaryota, Fungi, Ascomycota, Dothideomycetes, Mycosphaerellales, Teratosphaeriaceae. The coding region runs from base 1 to 3273 and encodes 1090 amino acids. The record is from RefSeq and is a predicted model, not a curated record. The transcript is spliced from 3 exons. Gene Ontology annotation, cellular component: mitotic spindle pole body; cytoplasm; nucleus.